Molecule: messenger RNA, 1302 nt
Organism: Penicillium subrubescens
Lineage: Eukaryota; Fungi; Ascomycota; Eurotiomycetes; Eurotiales; Aspergillaceae
Exons: 4
Coding region: 1-1302 (433 amino acids)
Biological process (GO): transmembrane transport
Cellular component (GO): fungal-type vacuole membrane
Molecular function (GO): transmembrane transporter activity
Source: RefSeq, a predicted model, not a curated record
AUGGGAGAGAAUAAGCAACCUUCCGACACGGACUCGGAUGUCGACAACUAUAAUGGCGAUAACAAGACAACACCUUUCGAUGAGAAAGAAGAUGAUCAAUACUUGGACAGUUGGCGGGGAUGGCUAGUGGUAGCAGCCGCUUCAUGUUCUCUUUUCAUCUAUUUAGGAGUAAUUUACUCCUGGGGUGUAUUAGCAGCGGAACUGGUGAAGACGACCUCAUUUUCAUUAACAACGUUGACAUUCGUCGGCUCCCUGGCUACCUCGUUUAUGGUCUCAUUGAGUAUCCUGGUUGGUAUGACCAUUCGACGAUUUGGAUAUCAAAAGACAGCCUUUGUAGGUGCCAUUCUUAUGGGCCUGGGCGAAUUCUUGGCCAGUUGGGUGACGGAUCACCUGGCCGGUCUCUUCAUUUGCCAUAGCGUGCUCUUUGGCGUUGGUGGAGGAUUGACGAUUAUGCCUUGUUCUACCGCUCCUCUACGGUGGUUCCGUAAGCAUCGGGGCCUUGCCACCGGCGUCGUCUUUGGAGGAGGCAGUCUUGGAGCCGCAGCUUUGAGCGUUGCCGCUAAUCUUCUGGUAUCAGAGCUUGGUGUGCCAUGGACGCUCCGGAUCUUCGGUCUGCUCGCCUGGGGUAUUUGCGUGCCAGCGGCGUGCAUUCUUCGGCAGCCAACGAGCGCGGCUGCAGCUGUGCCACAACUACAAUGGUAUCGUUUCAGAGAGAGGGCGUUUAUUCUCCUCUUCGUGGGCAGUGGGCUUGGCUGCUUCCCACUGUUCAUUCCGUCAUACUUCAUCCCGAUAUACGCGCGGGCCGUUGCUUCACACCGCGUCGCAGUCAUCAUCCUUGCAAUGUGGAACGUAGCAUCGACCGUGGGACGCGUGCUUGCAGGGUUCCUGGCCGAUACGGUUCUGGGACCAUUGAACAGUCUCAUUCUAUCCCUGCUUUUGGCCGGUGUGAGUGCGCUAGCCAUCUGGCCUUUCGCCAACUCCGUCGCCGUGCUGUCGGUAUUCAUUGUACUCAACGGACUUGGAUGUGGUGCCUUUUUCAGCCUGAUCCCGGCUGCUGUUGGGUCAAUGUUUGGCGUCAAAAAUACCAUGGGUGUCUUGCCGAUCCUGUGGGCUGGAUGGUUCUUCGGCUACUUCUUUGGUUCGCCGAUCGCCGCGGGGAUUUAUUCCUUGUCCAACAAGGACGCUGGCACUGCUGCCUAUAGACCGGCUGCCUAUUACGCGGGCGGGAUAUCCAUCGUUGGUCUUUUGUUCGUGGUUGCAAUCCGCUGCCUGUAUUCCCGCAAAAUCUUCGCUCGAGUAUGA